AGGAACAGGAGGACAAGCUGGGACUGGCAGGUUGGGAGAGGAGGGGCCAAAGACACAGGAACCUGUUUGAAAAUCAACCCUUCAGGAAAAGGAGGAGAAAACUGGGGCAGGAUGGUUGGAUCUGGCUUUUACUGCAGGAGGCCGCGGAUCACAGCAGACCUUUGACCCCUCACCUUCAGAGGCAUCGAUUGGAGGGGGCAGGGCCUGCAGAGCAGAGGGUGGUCAUGGCAGCAAAGUCCUCCCUGAUCAGCAGAGGUCUGGGUCUGGUCCUGGUGGAGUUUGAGUAUGAGUAUGAGGGUCGGGAUGGGGAGCUCGUCUCCAUCAAACCCAACGAGCGCUAUGUCCUGCUGGCUAAGACCAACGACCACUGGUGGCAGGUCCAGAAUGACCACAGCUCCAAGCCCUUCUACAUUCCGGCCAAUUACGUCAAAGAGCUACCAGGAAACUUCCCCUGCCCUCUGGACUUUGCUGAGCCACCCUGUCCUAAACCGGUGCCACAUCCUGUAGUGGCCCCUGUCCCUGUUCCAGUUCCCGUCCCUGUACCAAAGCCUCUGGAAGAACCCAGAUCCAAACCAGGUGAUGAGGUAACAAUCCGCCUCAGACCCGAUGCUUCUACCAUGUUCCACAAGAAAGAGAACCGUAUGUCCACAUUUGGAUUCCCGCUGGACUUACAGGACAAAGCAGCUCAGGUGCCAUCAUCUAGACACUCCAGCAACCUUCCUGCUGGUUCUGCAGAGGCCGGGUCUACAGUGUCCAGCAGAACUGCAAACAUGGCUGACAUGAGGAAGCAGUCCCCCCUGGAGGACCACAGGGACUCUGAGAAGCCCAGAGUUCCCAGUUUCAGUCCAGCAGAUCCCCAAUCCAUAUCCCGACCCCAGCCCAUUCCAGUGGAGAUGCCGGUAGUCCCCCCACACAACAACCUCCGCAACAUGUCCCUAUCACCUAAGGAGAUUCCAGCAAAGUCUGAGAAUGAGGAGGAGGAGGAAAUGGUUGAGGAGGACAUGAGCAUUGAGGAGAGCAGCGAGGAGGAGGAGUCACAGAGGGAGGAAGACUCAAACCACAUCUAUGAGUCCAUCCAGGACCUGAACCUAGACCUGGAUGCUCUGGUUGGAGGAAAUCAGUGUCCAGGACCACCACCUGAGUCUGCACCCGCUCCACCUCCUCUACCCACCACAAAGGAAAACUGCUCGCUUGGCCCUAACUUGCCCAUCUAUGCUAACAUCUCUCUGAAGAAAAGUCAGAUCUCUGUUUCUGGCCUUCCCUGCUCUCCUCCUUCAGACAGCGCCUCCUCACUGUCUGGCCACACCCUCUCAACAAGCCCCUCCUCCAGCAUGAUAAGCUCCGCCUCCCCCCUCAGCCCACAGGAUGGAUGGCAGGUCCACACCGACAGGAACAGCGGGAACUUUUUUUAUUACCACCCUGCAACCAGACAGACCACCUGGUCCGACCCACGCAGCCCUGGAGACCUGGACCUGCCCAGCCCGCCUUCCCCCGCCUCCCUUCAGGACUCUGUCUGGGAGCAGCUGCUGGAUCAGGACACAGGAAGAAUCUAUUAUCACAACCCCAAGACAGGAGCCACAUCCUGGACCCUGCCGGACCAGCUGUCCCCUCCAUCUACACCCGGAUCCAGGAGGCCCGACAACAGCCCGCCUCCGCUGCCAGCUGAAGACUACCCCAUGGACCCACAUGAAGAAGACACUGUCUUUACGGUGGGUCUGGCACCCAGAGCAGAGCUGGACCCGAAGGACCUGGACCAGCAGCGGAGGGAACAGGAGCAGAGGCUGCUGGGAAAUGGAGUUUCCGAGGAAGGAGCGGCGCCGCAGAUCCGGAUCCUGAGACACAGCAUCGCUGAAGACACCUUCAGUCCUGGCCACAGAAGGACCGGCUCCGACAUCACGGAUGGGACCAGCAAGAGACAGUCCCCCGAUGGUCCACAGUUUUCUAAUAGGUUCAGACUGAGGAGGAAUCUGUCCAAUCAAAGCACAGGCUCCCACAGGCAGCAUCAGGGCCACCCGCUGGAGAAAGCAGGCGUCGUCAACAAGACCAAGGUGGUGGAUAACGGCAAAAAGAUCAGGAAGAACUGGACUCAGUCCUGGACCGUCCUCCAUGAUGGGAUCCUUACCUUCCACAAAGAUCCCAAAUUUGCUCUGACUGGGAACGCUAUUGUUCCAGAAUACACGGUGGAACUGAGAGGAGGGUCGGUGUGCAGGGCCUCCAAAGACAAGUCAUCCAAGAAGAACGUUCUGGAGCUGAGGACUCGUCAGGGCUGUGAGUAUCUGAUCCAGAACGACACCGACAGCAUCAUCUCUGAUUGGCUGAAAGCAAUCCAGGACACCAUCCGACAGCUGGAUCAGGAGAAUCUCAGUGAGGAAGACGACGAGGCGGCCCACAGCAGUUCUUCAGGCCUGGAAUCGGAACACAGACAAGUUCGUAGCAAACUGCGACGCUUCCUCCAGCGCAGGCCGACGCUGCAGAGCGUUAAAGAGAGAGGGUACAUCAGAGACAACGUCUUCGGCUGCCACCUGGACACGCUGUGCCACAGAGAAAACACCACCAUCCCCAAGUUUGUGGAGAAGUGCAUCCGGACGGUGGAGAGGAGAGGUCUGAAGGUUGACGGGAUCUACAGGGUGAGCGGAAACCUGGCGGUGAUCCAGAAACUCCGACACAAAGCGGAUCACGAGGAGCAACUGGACCUGGAGGACGGGGCGUGGGAAGAGAUCCACGUCAUCACCGGAGCGCUCAAGCUUUUCUUCCGGGAGCUUCCAGAACCACUGUUUCCCUUCAGCUGCUUCGACAAGUUCAUCGCUGCCAUCCAGGUUCCAGACUACAACCUGAGGGUGUCCUACAUGAAGGACCUGGUCCGGUCUCUUCCUCUUCCAAACCACAACACCAUGGAGCUGCUGUUCAAACACCUGCGCAGGGUGAUUGAGCACAAAGAUUCGAACAGGAUGUCGGUUCAGAGCGUCGCCAUCGUCUUCGGACCCACGUUGCUCUGGCCCCAGACCGAGUCUGCCAACAUGACGGUCCACAUGGUCUUCCAGAGCCAGAUCGUUGAACUCAUGCUCAAAGAGUUCCAGACCAUCUUCUCUGAGAACUAAAAGAAUCCAUCUGGAGUUCCUCUGUCACCCUCCAGAACCCUCUGAGGGUCUCAUGGUGGCCUUCAGUUCAUCUGCUGAACUGCCAAAAAUCUUCCAACACCCCCAGAACCCUGGACCUAGACAUCACCUCCUUUCCAACCAAAGUCCACGAAGGACUAAACCCGGAACCCGUUGGGUACAUGGUCCUAAGAAUCCACCUGAUUUCCCAUCCUGAUAUAUGUUGUUUGGAUCUCAGAGGGGCUGGAGUCCUUCCCAGGUACCACCAGGGCCAUCCAUAGGUCCUGGAUCUAACCACAGUGAGAUGAUCCAAGUAGACCAGGAACCAUCUGAAACCCAGGACUGAUUCUCAAACCUUUCUUACAAAGUACCAAACCAAGUGGCUUGGUACCUGACGAACCAUGAUGCAUCUGCGUCCUGUACAACCUCGCAGACCUGCUGCUGGAUAACCCUGAUCCAAGUGAACCUGACUGAAGCCAAACAUCCCAGAUGACUGAAUCCUGAUCCAGAACUUCCACAGCAAACAUCUCAUUCUGACUCUGAACCUUUCCAGAGAGUCCGGGUCACUCCGGGAAUCUUCUGGAACUUUUCCAGCAUCCUCUUUUUAAAAAUCUGCUAAUUAAACCAGAAGAACAAGAUAAACCCACGUCUAAGCACCAGGGCCAAAGUGUAACUUGAGUGGUCCAGAACCAGUCCUGGAACAUGAAAUUGUCAGCAUGGAGAAGUCUUGAUGGGAAGUCUUUGGUGAACAUCUCCACCUUUUCUUUUAAAAAACAUGAAACCUCCGAGUGUUUCUCAUCCAAAGGUUCCUCAGCAGCUCCAGAGGAGUCCUCCAGGUUCCUCCAGAAACCACGGCGUCUUCCAGCAGAACCUCCUCUGAACCAGAAGUAAAUCCGAGAUCUGGAAACUUUCUCCAUCCUGCUUCACAUUUCCCUGAAAUCCAAACAGAACCUGCAGGUUGGGAUUUUUGGUCCCUCGGAGCUGCCGUACCUUCCAGCUACAUCUGUUGCAUGUUGGAAAUCUUCAGCCAAUCAGAGCCUACCUGGUUCCACCUGGACAGGGUUUAAUGAUCCAUUUUACUCCAACUGUCCUGAGAUCUGAACAAUUUAAAUUUAAUUCACAGAAAACUUCGAACUCCUAAACAAGACUCCAUGUUUCCUGGUGAAGGUCCAGCUGGUGGUGCGUUCGCUAGUCCAGAACAGGUUGUGUCUUUUCAUGGUGUGUUGAGUGUAAAUGAGUUUAGAGUCGAGUCAGGAGCGAGUGGAAGUUCUUCCCCCACUGCCCUCAGCAGGUCUAUCCACACGCCCAGUCACAUGCUGGUCUCUAACUGGAAACUAACCAGUUUCACCCGUUCAUCCACCAGCUUGUGGUGUGUUCAGGGUCACCACAAAACUCAGUUUCAGUUAGGAAAAUGUUUUCCUUCACUGGGAAACACUGGAUGAGAGUUUGUGAUGAUGUCAUCAAUCCUGUUCAAAAUGGAAGCAACAAGUCAAGAGAAGAAGACCUUCAUCACGGUGAAGAUGAGGAGGCAGAGCUGCUUAGAUCUGCUUCCCCCAGAUCCCGGACCUACUCGGAUCUACUGGGAUCUGUCUGAUCUGGGUCACAGGAUCAGGCAGUUAGGGCGUUAAACUGGUGGAAACAUGAGGCUGUGGACAUCAACAUAAACUGUAAUAAACACUCAGGCUGUGGGGGGGGGUAAUGGAAAGUCCAUGGACCCAGGACCUGUCCGUGGACCCAGGACCUUCCCCCGAGGGACGCCGCCACUUUCCGAAGAGCCAGACCCUGCAGCAUUUAGUUUUCAUGCGUGAAUUUUACAGGAAUAUUUGUUUUUAUCUGGCAUAAGAAUGAAACUUUAGAAAUGAACAGUUUUUAUAGUGUUACGUUUAGAGAUCAGAACAAAGUUAGCUGGAACGUAUCGGAGUCACUUCUGUACAUAAGAGCAUAUUUUACUGAACUUUAUUAGAAAUAAAACCGAUGUUUGACAUUU
Messenger RNA from Melanotaenia boesemani (Boeseman's rainbowfish), 5082 nucleotides. RefSeq names its product rho GTPase-activating protein 27-like. Gene Ontology annotation, molecular function: protein binding. Gene Ontology annotation, cellular component: cytoplasm. The coding region runs from base 225 to 3098 and encodes 957 amino acids. NCBI's taxonomy places the organism in Eukaryota, Metazoa, Chordata, Actinopteri, Atheriniformes, Melanotaeniidae. The transcript has 21 exons. The record is from RefSeq and is a predicted model, not a curated record. Gene Ontology annotation, biological process: regulation of GTPase activity; signal transduction.